AUGAGGAUGGCCCAGGACGGACAUCGAGGACUCUGUGACCACUCUCUAAAGUAUUUAAGCUCAAGAAUCACUGAGCGGAAGCUGCAGGGCACUUGGCUGCCUGCGGGUCAAGGGACGCUGGAGAAACCAUUGCUGGGGCCUCGCAGCUCCGUGGUGCCCGUGUUCAGCCCCCAGAACGGCCUCCACUCCCUCCCCGGUGAGAGCAGCCCGCUGAAGCCCAGGGUGGUGACGGUGGUGAAGCUGGGCGGGCACCCCCUCAGGAAGGUCACCUUGCUUCUGAACCGGCGCUCGGUGCAGACCUUCGAGCAGCUCGUCGCCGACAUCUCGGAAGCCUUGGGCCUUCCCAGGUGGAAGAAUGACCGGGUGAGGAAGCUCUUCAACCUCAAGGGCAGGGAAAUCAAAAGCGUCUCCGAUUUCUUCCGAGAAGGGGAUGCCUUCAUAGCAGUGGGCAAAGAGCCUCUGACGCUGAAGAACAUUCAGAUGGCCAUCGAAGAAGUGUACCCCAACAAAGGCCGGGCCUUGACACUGACCCCCCACAGCAGGGCCCCGUCCCCGAGGCUGAGGAGCAGGCUUUACAGCAGGGCUCUGAAAGGGGGUCACCACUGUGGGGAGACUGAGGGCACCAAGAGCUGUGGUGAGGCUGGGGCCAAGGUGGGGGCCAGACACCCUGGGAAGCCCUCCGAGGAGCCAGCACUGGAGGAAAAGGCCAGGGCCCAGAAGAACUGGGGGAGAGGGAAGUGGGAGCCCGAAUCCAGCUGUAAGCCCCCCAGGGAAGUCACCUUGGAGGAGAAGCCUGCGAGUGGAGAGAAGCACCUGGGGGUGGAGAUAGAGAAAACAUCUGGGGAGAUCAUCCGGUGUGAUAAGUGUAAGAGGGAACGGGAGGCCCAGCAGAGGGAGAGGCUGUCGGCCGGGGCCAGUGAGCUGGACCUGGCCAAGGCCUCGCCCUACCACCCCGAAAAGCUGGUGAGGACCAGGAGCUGCAGGAGGUCCACAGAGGUGCACCCCCUGGGUGGGGAGGACCUAUGGCAGGGUGAUAGCCACAGGGGCAGCCCCAGGAAUCCCACCCAGGACCCCAGGAAGCCCAGCAAGCAUGCGGAGAAGAAAGAGGAGAGAAACGCAGAAAGUGCAGACGAGCAGGCCCCAGGGACAGCCAGGCCCAGGAAGGAAUCUGGGGAGACACAGCCGCCCCCUGAUGAGGCCUCGAGGGAAGGGAGGCGAGGAGACACCCGGAUGGUCAGCCGGAGCAAGCAGGGUGGCUGGCCGCUGAGCGAGCCCAGGGCCGAGGCCGACAGGCUGCAGAGGCCCCCGGUGGAGGACAGGGACAGGGAUGGGAGGGACAAGAAGACCUGUGGGCCUGCAGGGAAGAAAGGGCUGCUGCAAGACGGACCUGCAAGGGGGGACAGGGACCCCAAGACCCGGACGGAAGAGAGCAAGCCCGAUCGCCCCCCUGGCCGGAGGGCACGACCCCCAGGCAUUGUGGCCGGAGACGUGGCCGAGCACUACGAGGCCGGCAGGGUCAUCGGCGACGGCAACUUUGCGGUGGUGAAGGAGUGUCGGCACCGGGCCAGCGGGCAGGCCUACGCCAUGAAGAUCAUCGACAAGGCCAAGCUCAAGGGCAAGGAGGACAUGGUGGACAGCGAGAUCGCCAUCGUGCGGAGCCUCUCGCACCCCAACAUCGUGCAGCUGCACGAGGUCUACGAGACGGAGGCGGAGAUGUACCUGAUCCUGGAGUACGUGCGCGGAGGCGACCUCUUCGACGCCAUCCUCGAGAAGGUCAAGUUCACGGAGCGCGAGGCUGCGCGCCUGGUCACCGACCUGUGCCGCGCGCUCGUCCACCUGCACGCGAAGGGCGUGGUGCACCGCGACCUCAAGCCUGAGAACCUCCUGGUUCAGCGAAAUGAGGACAAAUCUACUACCUUGAAGCUUGCUGAUUUUGGUCUUGCAAAGCUUGUGGUGAGGCCCAUAUUUACUGUGUGCGGGACUCCAACCUACGUGGCUCCUGAAAUUCUUUCUGAGAAAGGUUAUGGGCUGGAGGUGGACAUGUGGGCAGCGGGAGUAAUCCUCUACAUCCUGCUGUGUGGCUUCCCUCCCUUCCGGAGCCCAGAUCGGGAUCAAGAUGAACUCUUUAACAUCAUCCAGCUGGGCCACUUUGAGUUCCUCUCCCCUUACUGGGACAAUAUCUCUGAAGCUGCCAAAGAUCUCGUGAGCCACUUGCUGGUGGUGGAUCCCAAAAAGCGCUACACGGCCCAGCAAGUUCUCCAGCACCCCUGGAUCGAAGCUGCUGGAAGGGCAAGCACAGGGACCCUGCGGAAGGAGGUGCCCCUUGGCAGCGAGGGCCACCUGCGAGGCCAGCUCACAAAGGCUGCGGGGGAGACGUCGUCCUCAUCAUCUGGGCGCCUGUCCAGCUCCCUGCUCUGCUCAAGGACAGUGAACAUGCGGAAGAUGGAGAGAGACUCAGAAAAAGGGGCUUCUUGA
Elephantulus edwardii (Cape elephant shrew) is the source of this 2475-nucleotide messenger RNA. It is a transcript of the gene DCLK3, whose product is annotated as doublecortin-like kinase 3. The record is from RefSeq and is a predicted model, not a curated record. Gene Ontology annotation, molecular function: ATP binding; protein kinase activity. The coding region runs from base 1 to 2475 and encodes 824 amino acids. NCBI's taxonomy places the organism in Eukaryota, Metazoa, Chordata, Mammalia, Macroscelidea, Macroscelididae. The transcript has 5 exons. Gene Ontology annotation, biological process: protein phosphorylation; intracellular signal transduction.